CUAAAACACUGAUACAACAAAAACAAACUUUUGUAGCGUUAUAGUAACGAUUACUCAUAAAAUGAGAACACAAUAAUUUCGUUAAAAAAUAGUUAAUACAGCAACAUGACAAUGGAUUUUAAAUCCUUCUUUUUAUGCAUAUUAUUACUUUAUAAUGUAGAAGCAAAAUUGAGGGAAGUGGUGUGUCCUGAUUACUGUAACUGUGAUUUAUUUAAAAAUUUUAAACGGGCGGUAUGUCAAAGUAAAAAACUUGUGUCUGCAGAAAUUGGUAUACCAGCGGAGGUAGAAAUUCUUGAUUUGUCUUAUAAUCAGAUAAGUGAAUUGGGAAAUAGAGUGUUUGCUAAUGAUGGACUAACGGAUCUGAAACUUCUAAAUUUGUCGAACAACAAAAUUAGUCAAAUACAUAUGUUUGCUUUCGAAGGUAUUAACAAUUUGAAAUCGCUCGAUUUGUCUUUUAAUAUAUUAGAAUAUUUCUUGGAGCAGUGGUUUUCAAGCUGGCAAAAUUUAGAAGAGUUAUAUUUAAGAGGCAAUAACUUGGUUCUGAUCAACAAGCAACCUCCAUUGAAUCUGCCAUCAUUAAAGAUUUUGGAUCUGAGCCAGUCUAAGAUAGAGUACUUUAAUCCCAACGUCUUCACAUUACUACCCAAACUUGAAAUAUUGGACAUUUCUUCAAACUACAUGCAACAUCUAAAUUUUGAAGUGAUAGUCCCUCUUACAAAUUUGAAAUUAUUAGUAGCAAAGGAUAAUAAUCUGGAAUGUAAAGAAAAAUUCCUACCUUUAUUACGACAUCUAAUUCGAAAAAAUAGCAUUACCUAUGUUGGACCCUGCAUAAGGACAGUUAGAAGAAUGAGAACACAGAGACCAAAUAUUGAAGAAAGUUUAUCAGUAUCAAAUAAACCAGAAAAUUCUGAAUAUGUCAUUCAGGAUGGAAAUAACAAAGAUUUAGAAUUACUUGCUCCAGUUGGAUAUAACCGGCCGAGCGACAAAAUAGGAAAAUCCGAAAAAAAAAUUGACAAAACUGCAAAUUCUAGAAAAGAAGAAGGUGCUAAUUUGCCUGUUGAUACAGAUAAAUUAGCAAUUUCUAGCAAUUUAGAAACAGUUAGUGACUCAGAGAUACUCGGAGAUUUGCAAAAUUUUAUAAGUUCUGAUAAAUUCCAAAAAAUGAAAAUGGAAUCUCCCUCUCCCAAUAACAAACUUGAAAAUGUUGUUCCUUUCAACAAUGAUGAUAAACUUGAGAUUUCUGAAAACAAUCAAUCAGAAAAAAUAAAAGAUGAUGAUUUAUUCGAUAAGUUAAAGAAUUUCGUACGAUUUGAAAAACUUAAAAAAGUUUCAGCAAGUGAUUCAAAUGCUAAAACGGUUAGAGAAACCCCGACAAAUGCACCAGAAAUGUCCGACUUAAAACCAACUGUUCCUGAAAUAGCUGAAAAAAAUGCUUGGAUGGUAGAUGACGAAAACACUAAGAGCGAUAACGACAAUAGUAAAAACUAUAUUGAAAAUUGUAAUGGCACCAAAAAGGUUAAUUUUAAUAACGUAUUAGAUAAAAUGGCAAUGGAAAUCAUAGAAAUAUCACCCUCUAUGAUAUUGAUACUGUUUACUCUUUUUGGAAUUAUGCUUGGAUUGGUUAUUGGCUGCACUGUUCAAGUAAAAGAGAUCCCAAAGGUUAAAAAACCUAGCAACAAAUUUCUAGAUCUAUUCAAACGUAGAAAGCCAAAAAAUAAAAAACAGGAAAUAAAUGAAAUAGAUCAGGGCGAUAUCAAAAUUCCAAUUCAAGAAGAUGAUGUUAAAAAAAAAGAAGACAUUGAACAGCAAUCAGCAAUGCAGGGAAACGACGAGGAAAGCGAUGAUUGCGACAUUUGCGAGGAAGAAAGAGAAAUGUUAAGAGAAAGAAAAAAUAAAAAACAACCCCAGAGUCCCUUUGAGGAUCAGACUUUUCUCUUAGACAAUGAAUCGGUUCAAGAUGGAAGCACUCCAAUGAUGGGCAAAAAAGAAUUCUCAUCAUUUAAAGGCUAAAUAAUAAUAGAAAAUUAGAAUAAAAAUGUUUGUGUUAAAAAUUUGUUAUUUAUAUACCUAUUUUGAAUUUUGUUUCGUAAAUAUUGCCAAUCAAAACCAAUCCAUACCAAAUUAUUUAGAGAAAAGUACCAAUGUCAAUAUAAUUUUUCUGAAAUGUACAUUUCAAUUUUCAAAAGUCUAAAAUUUUCAAAACUUGUUUAAUUUAUUUAGUUUGGAUGUUUGGAUUUGAAAAAUGGGACUAUUAUAUGAAGAUAUAAUAUUAAAAUAAUAAUUUUUAUACACUAAUAUAUUUAAAAUAGGGACUUUUUUAUAAAAAUAAAAAUUAAUUUAAAUAUCCAAUUUCAAAUAGUAAAUAAAGAUGGAAUGAUAGCUUCUGCGCUCAUAUUACAAUUUUUUUAAUUUUGUUAUAAUGACUACCUACGUAUAUCCCUUUAAUAAGGAACUUAAAAAUAUAUACUAGUAUACUUGUAUGUGUAUAAUUUCUUUGGAUGUGGAUUAUUUUAUUGUAGUGAUUAGGUAAAAUACCCAAUUUUUGCGUUUAUACUUUUCAGAUAUUACAAGAAUGUAUGUUUUAUAGUGUAUGUUGUAUAAUUUAUGUGUCCAUUUCCUUGUUUUAUGUCUCUAUUUUGUCCGUUUCUCUUUUUAAAUGUAAAUUAUUUAAAACUAUGAUUUUUGUACUGGUCUAAUUUAAUUUGUUUUAUUAUAUUUUUAUUUUGUUAUACGAAGUUUGAAAGUACAAAAUAUAUAAAAAGUAAAUAUUUAUGUUUUUUCGGAAAAUAAACGUUUUUUGAUUUAAAAUAAUUAUAAACUAAAAUGUAUUCAUAUUUUUUUAAUACAGGGGUUUCAAAGCA
Molecule: messenger RNA, 2861 nt
Organism: Psylliodes chrysocephalus
Lineage: Eukaryota; Metazoa; Arthropoda; Insecta; Coleoptera; Chrysomelidae
Source: the annotation of a GenBank genome assembly